AGAUGUUUGUAUUGGAAAAGGAUAACUUUGACAAGGAUUUAACCAGUUUAAAUAAUGCUCUUGCUGUAUUAAUUGAUGCCAUUUUAGGUUUAGAUUAUAGAAUCCAUGAUUAAAUGACAGACUUAGCUGAUUAUAAUGCUAGAUUGGCUGCCAAAAAUAUAUAAAGUGAAGAUAGAGGAGGAGAAUGGAGAGAAAAAGCAUACAAUUAUUAAUUAACCAGAGAAAAGAGGUAAUGUAUUUUAUUCAUUUGGCUUUAGAAUAAAAAGGUAGUUAGUCUCAUAAAUCAUUGGUGCAUUCUCUGCUAAUCUAAGAGUCUUUGCAGAAUAUGUUAAAUUAAGAGGAUAAGCUGGGAUUCAGAGGAAAUUCUUCUAAAUACUAGGCAAUCCAACAGAAGAUUGA
Messenger RNA from Paramecium octaurelia, 399 nucleotides. The record is from the annotation of a GenBank genome assembly. Lineage: Eukaryota; Ciliophora; Oligohymenophorea; Peniculida; Parameciidae.